AUGUAUAUUAUUCAUAACGUUAUUUUAUUUAAGGACUGCUAUGAAUAUAAAUUACCUUCUAAUUUGUAUAAACAACAAUUGCUAAAGCAUUUGUACUUAGAAUCAAUGAAAAAUGAUUUUGAAUUGCCCAAUCCUUAUGAAACUAUAUUUUUUGAACAUGUAGACAGUCUUAAAGCAAAUCUAUAUAUUAAUUAUCGUGCCAUUGUUAAUGAAUACUGCGAAAAAAAUCAAGAUUUUAAGUGUUGUAGAGAUAUUAACUAUUUCUUUAAUUUAAUAAUUGCAAUAAUAAAGACAUCUAAAUUAAACAAGAUCCAUCAGAAUGAUAUGGUAAAUGAUGUUAAUGAAUACUGGAAAAAUAAAUUCGAAAAAUAUACUGAUUUUAAAUGUAAAAGAGAAAAAGGAGUUUAUUCAAAAGAGAAAAGAUGCAUAUUAAAACAAGUUUAUGAUAUACGUGAAGAUAAAGAUAUAGGUGUUUCUGAUACCAUGAAGUCUAACAAUAACCUUAAGAAAAAAUUGGGAAAAAUCAUUAAUUACGACUGUUCUUAUUAUGAUAACUUAUCAGUUAUUAUUAACCGAUCUACUAAUAAUGUAACAGGUAAAUAUAAAAAAAAUUUAUUAAUAUUUAAUGAUAAUUAUUGUGCAGAUUACAAUAAAAUAAAUCCCUCAGCCAUGAUAUUAUAUAUAAUACCUUAA
This is a messenger RNA of Plasmodium gonderi, 693 nucleotides long. RefSeq lists its product as hypothetical. The record is from RefSeq and is a predicted model, not a curated record. The transcript has a single exon. NCBI's taxonomy places the organism in Eukaryota, Apicomplexa, Aconoidasida, Haemosporida, Plasmodiidae. Bases 1 to 693 code for a protein of 230 amino acids.